Messenger RNA from Centruroides sculpturatus (bark scorpion), 1247 nucleotides. Its product is annotated as endothelin-converting enzyme 1-like. Gene Ontology annotation, biological process: protein processing. The annotation marks the transcript as partial. Gene Ontology annotation, molecular function: metalloendopeptidase activity. Gene Ontology annotation, cellular component: plasma membrane. NCBI's taxonomy places the organism in Eukaryota, Metazoa, Arthropoda, Arachnida, Scorpiones, Buthidae. The record is from RefSeq and is a predicted model, not a curated record. The transcript is spliced from 6 exons.
UGUAUAGGUAGAGAAUAUGAUAAAGAUGGUAAUUUACAUCAAUGGUGGAAAAAUUCUACAAUUCAAAGUUUCCAAGAACGUAUAAAAUGCUUCAUUGAUCAGUAUUCUUUAUAUCAGUAUGGCGGUGAACAAGUAAAAGGAAAGCAAACUGUUGGUGAAAAUAUUGCUGAUAAUGGUGGUCUAAAAGCAGCAUUCAAUGCUUACACAGAUUGGGUGAAGGAAAAUCAUCUGGAAUCACCUCUGCCUGGAGUCAACUUAACACAUAAUCAAUUAUUUUUCAUUGGAUUUUCUCAAGUAUGGUGUUCAUCAAGUACUCCAGAAACCAUGCAUCUUACCAUAUUAAAUGAUGCACAUACUCCUGGACCUUAUCGAGUUAUAGGGACCUUAUCCAAUUCUAAAGAUUUUGCCAGAGAGUUUCAGUGUCGUCUAAACACUCCAAUGAACCCAGAUAAGAAAUGUGAAAUUUGGUGAUGGAUGAUAGUAUCAGAAUAUAAAAGUUGUAAUCUGACUUCAUUGCUGUUCUACUAGGAGAGUGUUUUGAUUAUAAGAAUGAGAAUUUUCCUAAUGUUCUGAUAAACAUUUGUUUGUUUAUAAUUGAAAGAUAAUGUGUAUAUAUGCAGAGGUGGAACUAAAGAAUAGUUGAUUAAAAAAAAUUCGUAAAUGUACACGGAAAAUCAGGUACAAAAAAUGGACUAAAAUUAUCUAUAAAUUCUCAUCAGUUAUAAAUUGUAAAUAUAUGUUACAAGUUAUUAUAAUGUAAAGAAAUUUUAUAGAAAAGUUGAAAAUUGAAUAAGAAAUAUUUUCCAAAAAAACGAAAAAAAUCAAAUUUAGGUUUUAUAGAAUAUAGUUCUGCCACUGUAUAUGUGUAAAUACAAAAUGUAUACCUUUGUAUUAUUGUAUAUACUGUAUAAGAACAAAUUCAGAUGAAAUUAUACAAUCAGUAGCAAUAUAUAUAUAAAUAUAUAUAUAUUAUAAUUAUAUAAAUAUAAAAUAGAAUAUAUAUAUUGUGUAAAUCAUUCAAGAAAAAUUUUGUGCUUACGAAAUUUCCGAGUGUAUUUUUGAUGUAACGCUGGAAUUUGAUUUAUUUUGUCACCAUAUUUUGAAGACAAAUAGAUUUAUUAUGUAGUCCAUUACAUAAAAUGAUCAUUAAAAAAUAAAUAAAUAAAUAAAAAAGAAUAUUUGCAAAAUGUGAUUGACAAUUUAGCAGAGUUAAUCCAUCCAGUUAUAUAUGUAAAUUUAAAAUAUCU